UUCUAAUACCUCAGAAUUGAUGUCAAUAAUUUUGAAUAUAUCCUCAAUUGUGAAAAAGAGCAAAUUUGUCACUCGUCACCAGUCGUAUUAAUCAUGAUUAAUGUUAAAUUUGUUUUUCAAAAGAAGAGAGUGUGACAUUCUAAAAACAAACUGGCAUUUAAAGGUUAAAUUUGUCAGUUUUGAUCAGGAUCGUUGUUGGUUAAAAAGUGACUCAGUCAAAGUUAAUAAAAUAUUUUAAUUACAGUAUUUUUGAUGAGCAUAUUUUAUCAUUCAGGAAAUCUGUGUAACUUUUUCAAACUGAGGGUUAAAUGAGAAAUGAGCUCUGCUGUGAAAAGGUUCAACACUCAGUGUCUCUCUCCUCUUCCUGGAAUGAAUCUCAGCCUGAUAACCCUCCUCUUCUUCCUGAUCUCAAACACAGCAGCUCCACUCUGUCCACACAUUUCCCGGUUUCCUCCCCUUCAGAUCUGCAUCUUGAACAUGGGUGGAACCAACAUGUGGUGACGUGGAAGAGCUGACAGGCCCCGUUCACUGCAGGAACACGUGAUUUGUAGAUCAGAGCUCACACUAGUUUCAGGAAGGAGGAAGUCAAACUCACACAGUCGCUGUUAGUGAGAGGAGAAAUGGCUGAGAAAGGAGUUCAGCUGGACCGAGAAAUAAUCUCUUGUUCCGUCUGUCUGGAUCUACUGAAGGAUCCGGUGGCUCUUUCCUGUGGACACAACUACUGCAUGAAGUGUAUUAAAGCCCACUGGGAUGGAGAGGAUGAGAAGAGAAUCUACAGCUGCCCUCAGUGUAGGCAGACCUUCACACCGAGGCCUGUCCUGAUGAAAAACACCAUGUUAGCAGUUUUAGUGGAGGAGCUGAAGAAGACUGAACUCCAAGCUGCUGCUGCUGAUCACUGCUAUGCUGGAGAUGAAGAUGUGUCCUGUGAUGUCUGCACUGGGAGGAAACUGAAAGCCUUCAAGUCCUGUUUAGUCUGUCUGGUUUCUUUCUGUGAGAAACACAUUCAGCUUCACUAUGAUGUGCCUCAGUUCCAGAAACACCAGCUGGUGGAGCCCUCCAAGAAUCUCCAGGAGAACAUCUGCUCUCUCCACGAUGAGGUGAAGAAGAUGUUCUGCCGCACUGAUCAGCAGUCUAUCUGUUAUCUCUGCUCUGUGGAGGAACAUAAAGGCCACGACACAGUCUCAGCUGCAGCAGAAAGGACGGAGAGGCAGAGAGAGCUGGAGGUGAGUCGACAAAACAUCCAGCAGAGAAUCCAGGACAGAGAGAAAGAUGUGAAGCUGCUCCAACAGCAGCUGGAGGCCAUCAAUGGCUCUGCUGAUAAAGCAGUGAAGGACAGUGAGGAGAUGUUCACCCACAUCAUCCAUCUGAUCCAGAAAACAAGCCGAGAUGUGGAGCAGCAGAUCAGAUCCCAGCAGGAGACUGAAGUGAGUGGAGUGAAAGAGCUGAAGGAGAAGCUGGAGCAGGAGAUGAGAGAGCUGAAGAGGAAAGACGCUGAGCUGAAGCAGCUCUCACACACAGAGGAUCACAACCAGUUUCUCCACAACUACCCCUCAGUGUCAGCACUCAGUGAGUCCACACACUCAUCCAGCAUGGACAUCCGUCCUCUGAGACACUUUGAGGAGGUGACAGCAGCUGUGUCAGAGCUCAGAGAUCAUCUACAGGACAUUGUGAGGGACACAUGGACAAAGAUCUCAGUGACAGAGACUCAAGUGGAUGUUUCACUGUCAGAUUCACAAGCAGAGCCAAAGACCAGAGCUGGAUUCUUGAAAUAUUCACGUCAAAUCACUCUGGAUCCAAACACAGCAAACAGAAACCUGUUAUUGUCUGAAGGGAACAGGAAAGUAACAUUUACGGGUCAACAACAGUCUUAUUCUGAUCAUCCAGACAGAUUCACUGAACGGUGGCAGGUCCUGAGUAGAGAGAGUCUGACUGGACGUUGUUACUGGGAGGUGGAGUGGAGAGGAGGAGGAGUUUAUGUAUCAGUCGCAUACAAGAAUAUCAGCAGAGAAGGAUUUAGAAAUGAAUGUGAAUUUGGAUGUAAUGACAAAUCUUGGGCAUUAUAUUGUUCCCCAAACAGUUAUACAUUUUUGCACAACAACAUCCAAACUCCCGUCUCAGGUCCUCGGUCCUCCAGAGUUGGAGUGUACCUGGAUCACAGUGCAGGUAUUCUGUCCUUCUACAGCGUCUCUGAAACCAUGACUCUCCUCCACAGAGUCCAGACCACAUUCACUCAGCAGAUAUAUGCUGGACUUUGGGUUGGUCGUGAUACAAGUGCUGAGUUGUGUAAAGUGAAGUAGACAGAGGUGACUGAAGGUGCAGUGAGUCUGAUUGUGUCUUUGAUUCUUUCACUCAUUUAGUCUCCAUCAUUGUUGCUCACAGCUCAUUGUUGUUUUAUUUCUACACUGCACAGAGAUCAGCUGUCAACCAAACAGUGACUGUCAGCACUUGUUGAUCUUCUCAUUUCUUCUUCUGCUCAUCUUUGACCUUCUUCCAUCUUUCUUCACUAAAAAUGACUUUCAUCUUUCUUGAUGUUUCCAGUCCAGAUGUAGUUUGUGCUCUCAGUCAGUAAAGAGGAUUUAUUCCACAGGACCAACAAGUGGAAACUGUGAUUUGAUCCACUUUGGGUGUCAAGACGUUUUGUUGAGUCCUGACACACAUCAGACAACAGAUGUUGUAUCGUUGUGGACUUGAGGUGGUUUCAUGUGUUGUGAUGAUGAUUUUCAUGAAGAUGAAACUUCACCAUGAGGCUGUGGUGUUGGUUCAGUGUGAAAGCAGCAACAUGUUGAGUCUGAUUUUAAAGCAUCAGAACACAAUAAGUGAUGUUUGAUGGAGGUUUAUGUUGUUCCUGACAAGUUUUCUGACUCAUCACUGAACCACUGAGUGACACAGUUUUUACAGAUAAAAUAUUUAGACAUCAACAAAAAAACAGAAAAUGUGCAUCUGUGUCAGAUUCAGACAUGAAAUCAUGAAGUCCAUGUUUUAUUUUGAACAUUUUAUUGUAAAUAUGUCCAUAGUUACACAUUUUAUCUUCUCAGAAACAAUUUUCCAAUUUAAAAACUUCAUGAAAAUGUAACAAUAAGUGACUUUUAAUGUGUUUCUAAGUCUUGUCUUUGUUUUCCUCUCAUUUAAAUUCAGGUUUAUUCAAUCCCAUGUCAGUGAUGCAUUUAAUGAACCAGCUGAGGUGAUGGAAAACUCAGCUUUUUGUUCAAAUGUGCACUUCAUUUUUCUUUGACAGAGAUAUAUGUACAGAAUUUGUUCAAUUUGUCUUUUAUGGUUGAUUUUCUGGGGAAGUAUAAUUGUAUUUUAUUCCAAAGAACUGCAUUUUCAAUUUCGUUGUCCUCAUACAAUGACAAUCAAGACAUUCUGAUUCUGAUUCUCAUUCUGUGGUCAUUUUAUUCUACCCAUGUGGUGAUUUCUAAUUUUGUUGGUUUGUUUUGUUUCUAGACUGUUGACAAACUAGUGAUUCAGUGUUAUGGUGAUCUGCAAAUAAAUGAAAAUAAAUGAA
Messenger RNA from Acanthochromis polyacanthus (spiny chromis), 3505 nucleotides. RefSeq names its product tripartite motif-containing protein 16-like. Gene Ontology annotation, molecular function: protein binding; zinc ion binding. The coding region runs from base 621 to 2297 and encodes 558 amino acids. The record is from RefSeq and is a predicted model, not a curated record. NCBI's taxonomy places the organism in Eukaryota, Metazoa, Chordata, Actinopteri, Pomacentridae. The transcript has 2 exons.